AAGUGGAUCUUCAUCCAAACCAGUUAAGAUUCUGACAGUCUCGCGCGGUCAGAAUGUGGCCUUUUUCUAGGGCGAGUUCAGUACUGACUUGAAAUUCUGACUCUUUUGUGGCUCCAUUCUUACUGCGAUAUUUAGUCAAUGAUUUACAAUCUUUAUGCAUUUUUAUCAUCUGAGCUGCUGCUGCGGCUGUUCCAGAAACUAUAAAAUGCGACAUAGUGCGCCUUGUAUUCAGCUACAGGUGCAUUAAUAAGAUAUAAAAUUAACAACUUUCCAAAAAUGUCGCAAAAACCAAGUAUUGUGAUUAUUCCCGGCUCUUUCACUGGCCCGGACAUCUACAGCAACUUUGCUUCGUUGCUUCGAGGACGAGGUUAUGAAGUUAUUGUUGGUAUCCUGCAAUCGGCCAAUCGCACGCGGCCAGAAAAGGCAGCUACGUUGCAAGAAGAUGCAGCCUACUUUCGCGGUGUUGCAGAAACGCUAGCCAGUCAAGGCAAAGAUGUCGUCGUUGUAGGACACUCGUAUGGCGGUGUUGUAGCCACCGAGAGCGUCAAAGGAGUUAUUAAGACGGAACGUGAGGCUCAUGGGAAGGCGGGUGGCGUUGUAAGAGUAGUAUAUUUAGUGUCUGUUGUGGCAGACAUAGGGCAAGGCAAUUUCGAAGCUUUUGGUGGUCAGUUAGGACCAUUUAUUCGCAUCCUGCAAUCUUGGGUUGACAUUCCAUUCCCGAAGGGCGAAUUUAUGCACAUAGAUCCUGAAGCGGGCGCUCCUUCGCUUUACAGCGACCUGCCUGAAAAUGAAGCUUUGGAGUGGGCAAGACUCAGCAAGAUUCAGUCCACAGCGAGUUUCCUCGACCCCGUGACUUUUGCUGCCGUCGACUAUGUUCCAGUCACUUAUAUUCAUACGUCCACGGACAGAAUUAUCCCUCUGGAGAACCAGAAAGGGUUCGUCGCAAAACUCAAAAGUCGCAACGCCAAAAAUGUGUCCACGAUAACCAUCAACGCUGAUCAUUAUCCUAUUGUGACGGCCCCCGAGGAAACUGCCAAAGGAAUCAUUGACGCCAUUGAGGGUAAUUAA
Molecule: messenger RNA, 1068 nt
Organism: Talaromyces proteolyticus
Lineage: Eukaryota; Fungi; Ascomycota; Eurotiomycetes; Eurotiales; Trichocomaceae
Product: Alpha/Beta hydrolase protein
Exons: 2
Coding region: 277-1068 (263 amino acids)
Source: RefSeq, a predicted model, not a curated record